Molecule: messenger RNA, 1162 nt
Organism: Malus domestica (apple)
Lineage: Eukaryota; Viridiplantae; Streptophyta; Magnoliopsida; Rosales; Rosaceae
Source: RefSeq, a predicted model, not a curated record
CACAUUGAAGGCAGAAAAUCAUGCGAAAGGCCUGAUAUAUAACAAGAACGAAUUCUUGGUGCAAGUACCAGUCCAGCAUCCAUACUCAAUUCUUUGAAAGGCCCUUACCUAGAUUUCUCCAAUGAACAAUCAACUUGUCUCUUCUUCUUCCUUCAGCAGUCCUCCUUUGUGGAAGUACGAUGUCUUUUUGAGCUUUAGAGGAGAGGAUACACGAACCAAUUUUACAGAUCAUUUUUACAAGGCGUUGGACGGCAAGGCAAUCACCACGUUCAUUGAUCACCAACUUAAAAGAGGAGAAGGAAUAUCUCAGGCUCUUCUCGAAGCAAUUGAUGAGUCGAGAAUUUCGAUCAUUAUAUUAUCUAAAAACUAUGCAUCUUCAAGAUGGUGCUUGGAAGAGCUCGUACGUAUCCUUGAAUGUAGAAAGUCAAGGAAGCAAAUUGUUUUGCCAGUUUUUUACAAAGUGGAUCCGUCCGAUGUACGAAAGCAAACGAAGUUUGGUGACGCGUUUACAGAAAAGUUCAAAUUCGAAGACAACAAGGAGAAGAUCCUCACAUGGAGGAGUGCUCUUACAGACGCAGCAAAUUUAUCAGGAUAUACUUUCAAAGAGGGAGAGUACGUAUAUUUCUUCCCCUUAUACUGCCUUUAAUCUGAAAAGAUGACUUUACCUGAAAUUCAAUUUUCUUUACAUAAAACCCAACCUAGUUUUUGUGCUUGACUAAUUAAGCUUAACAAGUUACAUUUUAUAUCUUUUGGUUUCCUAAAAUACCCCUAAUAACAAUUUGAUUCUCUAGCAUAUUUAUAUCCAUUUAUUGUGUUAAACCUAUUGCAAGUUUAACUGGUCACUAGUACUCAUUGUGUUAAAUUUCGAAUUGGCUGGAUUAAUUACCCGAGUGUACCCAUUUUUUGUUGUUCAAAUUUUAAAUUUAUUAAUAUUUUUUGGUUUCCUAAUUUUGUUUGAAAAAUCAAUUUACCUACGUUUUUGAAAAAUUAACUUACAAAUUACUGAUUUUGAUUAAUAAUGUACCUAUGGUGUUGUUUUAUAAUUUACCGAUUACUAAUGAUGUUAGGUAAAUUAGUACUUUUAGGAAAGAAAUGAUACAUAUCCAUACAAAACAUCUUUUUUCAUCCGAACAACAACAUAACAUUUAAAUGCAAAAAAAAA